AUGCUGCCAACACGACGGCUGGACAGCCAUAAUGGUACUGGUCAUGAUGGCGGCUGGAGUAAUGAGAGCCACAUGAAUUUCACCAAUGCCAUGAUUUCAGCAAGGUGCCUCAUGGUGUGCCCUGGACUGCGGGACUUGGACCACCAAGUGGACGGGCUUCAUGACCAGCUUGUCGCGGCAGACUACUCCACGCCGGUGGCGCUGGCAGACAACGUUGCCCACUAUUUUUCGGCCCAGCUACGCACACCUCGUGCUUGCCGGCAAAUGGCGAAGGCAUGCUUAAAGCAUGCUGCUCUCAUUGCGCUCGGCAGGCUUGCCCUCGCCGAGGAGACAUUGGAAAGCCUGGGCAUUGGUCCUAAUAGCAGGUUGGCUUCACUGUUCGACUCAUCGGACGUGAACGCAGACGGUCAACUCUCUGGUGAAGAGCUCCAGCACUUUGAGGAGAAUGGCAACGACCUUCUUCGUGGAAAUGCUCUGCUCCAGCACUUUGAGGUGACGCUCUUUGAAGGGGCCGACUGCUCCGGUCAGAGCCUCGUGGUGCAGAACAGCAGCAGCGAGCAAAGAUGUUCGGCGUGCUUUGACGUCUGCAACAAGGAGUUUUCUGCGGGCUCCGCGAUGUCCACUGUCAACGGGAACGAGGUCUGGAGUGUUGCAUCCAACGUGCGGUCUCUGCGAGUCGACUCCGGGGCUGCGAAGGUGGUCCUCAACCUUUGCCUUGGCACGUACAACUAUGGUGUUGCGGGCAAUGAGCUCACGGCCGUCCACACCGUUCGGGACGGUUGCCUCAACUUCGGCAGCGCUCAGGCACCCGCACACGUCUCUGCAGUCCCGCUGGACCUCCUCGAGCUUGCCACAGGUGUUUUCCUCAAAGCUGAUGUGGAUCCCUUUGACGAUCGCCUGGACUCAGCGGAGGCAGCGCAUUUGGAUUUAGACCCGCUGAUCGAAUCUGCUGAUCGCAAUGGCGAUGGUGUCAUGAGCAUUGAGGAGUAUACGACCCUGCUAGUUCAUGACCUUGCGCGGCAAGCGGCCAUGCACAACUUCAUGUCAGCAGAAUCCAUGCGGGAGGCCGCGCUGGCCGCAGUGACCGCGCAAGCGCAAGGGAGCACCGAUCACGUCACCGAGGCCCAGCGGGACGUUGAAGCUCAGAGAAUGUUUGGAACUGACUACCAGCAGGCCGUAGAUCACCCAGCAGAAGGAGUACCACAGCCGGUAGAAAGGGGCCCAAAUGGAGAGGUGAUCGUCUCGGGCGGGCCCGACGGAAGCGACUAUGGCGAUGUCAGGGAUGCUUCGCCGGUUUCAGGGAGCUACGACCCACAACAAGCCGGUGACGUGAUGAUGUGCGUAGACGGGAAGGAUUUCCAGGCCGGAUUCUGCUACAACUACUGCAAGAUGGACUAUCCAGUUGCUACGCUGAACAUGUGCUGGAAAAAGGACUGCCCAAGCGGCUGGAGGGAGAUCGCAGGAGGGAUGUGCAAGAAGAACGGCUUCAAUCUUGCCACCAAGGCGAAGGAACACUACAACCGAGGGAUGGGCGUGCGGCCCUCCACAUGCCGGCUGGGAGACUCGUUCGGGCCUGGAGCCAACCCCGACAACGGCAACCGGGAUUUCACCGUUGUUAUGGUCUCGGACACGCAGCUACCCUGGUGCUCCGGAGAUUUCAAGAGCGACGUCGACUGUGCCGUCCAAGAGAACUGGCGCCUGGUGCAAGGCAUACACGAUGUCAGCAAGCUGACGUGGGUCACAGAUGGCAACGGCACCUCGCAGGAGGUCGCCGAACCACUAGGUGUCUUCAUCACUGGGGAUCUCACGGCCUAUGCGCACAACUGGCAGUUCCGCCUUUACCGCCAGAUCUGGGAGACCCGCGCUGAGGAGGACCGGGACAAGAACAUCAAGCUUCCUGUGUGGCCAGGUCUCGGAAACCAUGACUAUGCCAACAAUCUGGAGGGUUGCUGGUGGGUUGAAGAAGAGCUUACGUGGACUGGCUAUGGGAAGAACUCCUGUGCUCAGCGCAUGGUCGCCUACAUGCGGGCAGCAGUCGCAAAGUGCGGAGGGCAGACGGUCGUGAACAACUUCGGUGGCCAUGUGGAUCACUACGACAAGGACUCUGCUGCUUACACGGUCCGCUAUGGCCGUAUCCGCUUCGUCCACUUACACAACUAUCCGACCUACCGGCGCAGGGAGCUCACGGGCGUGGCUUCCACCAUGGACUUUCUCAAGGACGAGGUCGCCGAGGCGGAAAGGACCAAAGACUAUUUGGUACUUCUGAUCCACGACGUUAACGGCCACUUUGCUCCAUGGGAUACGGACGACCAGGUGGACCGAUACAGCUACUUCUCGGAGGUCGUUGCAGGCUCCCGGACCAUCGCAGUGUUCUCUGGACACUUCCAUCCCAUCGGAGGCAUGCGCACGGGCACGUGGGCCCACUUGCGGGACUCUCGCACACAGGAAGAUCUGGUGAAUGCCUUCGGGGAGUCUGUGCCGUCUCUCCGGGGCUAUGCGCCCGACUACUCCGCGUUCCUGGUGACGCAGUGGAAUGUGGCGCGAUGCUUCUGGAGGUUUGGCUCUGUCCAAGUGCCUAGAAAGGAUCAGCCGAGGGGAGAUCCUUCCUGGAAAAGCCCCCAAGACGAAAAUCAGCAGAACACCUUCCAAAUUCCGGACUGCACAGUUGAUAUUGACUACCAGCCAGCGAAUUCCAUGAUGGUGUCAUCCUCUUCAAUCGCCCGCUUGGCCCUCAGUCUCUCCGUGUUGAUGCUUGCCUCGGUCUUCCGAUUCCUCUGA
Symbiodinium necroappetens is the source of this 2778-nucleotide messenger RNA. The record is from the annotation of a GenBank genome assembly. Lineage: Eukaryota; Dinophyceae; Suessiales; Symbiodiniaceae.